AAGCCUAGGCAAAACAAAAUCCAGGGCGACUGAAAUUUUCUACUAGAGAAUCUGUGGGUAAAGAGAGAAACUGUCGCCGAAUAUGGCGUCGUCGAAAGUAAUGCGGACUUCAAAUUCCCGAAAUUCGGAUCUCUCCCGACGCUCUGCUUCUUCUUCUUCUUCUUCCUCUUCAAAACCCCAAUCUUUCUCCGAUCAAAACAACAGCAGAUUAAGCUCGACAAUGACGGCCGACGGCAUUCUCCGAAACGUUUACUCAGCUGCUCCCAGUACGGAGACGACUCUGGUCGAUGCUUCCAUUACUGUAAUUGACACUCCGAUUCCCACCGCCGUCGCCGAUAAUUCCGAAGUUUCUCACGAUCAAAUGGUGGCGGAUUGUAAUAACAAUGUGGCGAAAACUGUAGACGAGGUUUGGAGAGAAAUAGUGUCCGGCGAGAGGAAAGAGAUCACGAUGAAAGAGGAAGCGCCCGACGAGAUGAUGACUUUGGAAGAUUUCUUGGCGAAGGCUAGUGCAGUGGAAGAAGCGGUGGCGGCUGCAACAACGGAGGUGAAGGUGCAUCCGGAUAGAUUGAGUGGAGGGGUCUACGCGUUUGAUCCUGUAGGAGAGAGUGCGUUUCAAAUUCUGGAUAAGAUGGAGGGGUCAAUUGUUGGGUUGGGGAACGGGAUGAAAGUCAUUGGAAGUGGAGGAGGGGGAGGAAGAGGGAAGAGAGCAAGAGGGAUUUUGAUGAAGCCCUUGGAUAAGGCGGCGCAGCAGCGGCAGAGGAGGAUGAUUAAAAACAGGGAAUCCGCGGCCAGAUCUAGGGAAAGGAAGCAGGCAUACCAAGUUGAAUUGGAGUCAUUAGCAGUGAAGCUUGAAGAGGAGAACGAGUGGCUGUUGAAAGAAAAGGCUGAGAGGACUAAGGAAAGGCUUAAGCAGAUGAGUGUAUCUAUUUCUGGGUGAGGAAUUUUGUGAUUCUGUCAUUGUUCAAGGAUUCAAUAAUUGGCCCUUGUUUACCUUCUUAUACAUUAGUUGGUCUUGAUAUUUGUUUUAGUUCUUAAAUAAUACUUGAGUGAGAAAAUGCAGUUAUGGCCGAAAGAGAAUCCAGCAAUAAAUUGGGCCUAUUAAAUUCCUAAAUAGUUGCUUAUCAUGUUGAUUUGUGGUGUAGCUCAUGGAAAAAGUGGUUCCAGUUCUGGAGCAGCAAAGACCACCACGUAUGCUCCGUAGAGUUUGUUCUUUGCAAUGGUAGAUAUUAUUUUCUUGAGAUUAGUGGGAGGGAAACAAAAACACCUAAUCUGACAUAAGGAGGGGGUUAAAGGGGAGGGUAACAGAAAGGGAGGACCCCCAUUAAAUUUAUCUUGUUUUACUAGUAAUUCCAAGCUGAUAGUUUUCUAGAGCAGUUGUGGUUGUUUGCAUGUAAACAAAGUGAAAAAGGGGUUGUAACCUGAAGCAUGUCCAUGAUGGACAAAUUUCUUGUUACGAAAUAGAAGAAUUGUGGCAAAGGAAUAUAGGGCAGGAGGCAUGAGUUGGCUUAUGUAGGCAGUGGGCUAUGAUGGUUCCUCAUGCAGCUGAUGUGCAAGAGGGAACAAAGGAUUCUGGACUAGUAUGUACUGUAUUUAUGUAGUGACAACUUUGGCAAAAUAUAGAAAGGCCAGUA
Molecule: messenger RNA, 1631 nt
Organism: Durio zibethinus
Lineage: Eukaryota; Viridiplantae; Streptophyta; Magnoliopsida; Malvales; Malvaceae
Source: RefSeq, a predicted model, not a curated record